Messenger RNA from Anguilla anguilla (European eel), 3231 nucleotides. Its product is annotated as Kv channel-interacting protein 1-like. Gene Ontology annotation, cellular component: voltage-gated potassium channel complex. The transcript has 8 exons. NCBI's taxonomy places the organism in Eukaryota, Metazoa, Chordata, Actinopteri, Anguilliformes, Anguillidae. Bases 509 to 1156 code for a protein of 215 amino acids. Gene Ontology annotation, molecular function: transmembrane transporter binding; potassium channel regulator activity; calcium ion binding. The record is from RefSeq and is a predicted model, not a curated record. Gene Ontology annotation, biological process: regulation of potassium ion transmembrane transport.
GGGCGUUCACCUCCACUUAAACGCGGGCUUAUUCGGUGCCCCACAUCAUUUGACCAAUUAAAGCACAAUUUGAACUCAAAUGUGAGAGGAGAGGGAGAGGAGACGGAACCAGUCAGACAGUGAAAGAGCAGAAUGAAUGUGGAAUGAAGUGCUUAUGGCCAUCAUUGAAGGAGGGUUCUGACGAGCUGUAUGAAUGAGAGGGAGAAGAAGAAGGGGGCGGGGGGCAGAAAAGAGGAGGAGUGAAAUGUAAUGCACAUCUCACACAGAGGCAGGAGCAGCACUAGAUGGGUUUAAAGAAAGGGUUUAGGGUAAAAAAAAUCCUGUCUAAAAGGUGAGUGAAAGAAGCCAGAAGGGAAGAAACAGAAAGAGAGAUAGAGAGAGCGCAAGUUUGAGAGAGAGAAAGAGAGAGAGAGAGAGAGAGAGAGAGAGAGGGUCCUGCUGUUCACACACGUGCGUUCGGAUUGCCAUACAAGCCACGAGAAGCUGGUUUCCACCGCAAAGGGACAACAUGGGCGCAGUGGUGGGGACGCUGACCAUGCAGACCAAGCAGAGAGCUAUGUCCAGAGAUAAGAUAGAUGAUGAGUUGGAAAUUACCAUGGUGUGUCAUCGACCAGAAGGGCUGGAUAAACUCGAAGCUCAGACCAACUUCACCAAAAGAGAGCUGAAAGGACUGUACCGUGGCUUCAAGAAUGAGUGUCCAAGUGGAGCAGUUAAUGAGGAGACAUUUAAACAGAUAUAUGCACAGUUCUUCCCCCAUGGAGAUGCCAGCACCUAUGCACACUAUCUGUUCAAUGCUUUCGAUUCUACGCAAAACGGCUCUAUUAAGUUUGAGGACUUUGUGACGGCUCUGUCCGUCCUGCUGCGAGGCUCAGUAAGAGAGAAGCUGGAAUGGACUUUCAACCUGUACGACAUUAACAAAGACGGCCACAUCAACAAGGAGGAGAUGACACACAUUGUCAAAGCCAUUUAUGACAUGAUGGGGAAAUACACCUACCCUGCCUUGAAAGUAGAAGUCCCUAGACAGCAUGUGGAGGCCUUCUUCCAGAAAAUGGACAAGAAUAAAGAUGGAGUCGUCACUUUGGAAGAAUUCAUUUUAUCAUGCCAGGAAGAUGAAAACAUCAUGCAGUCCCUACGGCUGUUUGAGAACGUAAUGUAAAGAGAAGAGUAAAGAGAGAGAGACGAGUGGGCAGAGGAGAUUCAACGGAAGGACACUAAUGGACACACUACUGCCUACACCCUGAACAACUUUUAUAAUGUGGACCUGUCUUUAUAUUUACAAACGACCGCACUCCUUGUAAACGCACUGGUACAGCUCCUCAUUGCCUCCCUUCUCUGUCCUCUGUGUCUGCAGCCACCCCUGGUCCCCACAUAUAAGGGCGAUACAAGUGGCAGCAGUGGUUAGGAACCUGGGCUAGUAACCCUAAAGGUUCAGGUUUGAUUCCCCUAGGGCACUGUUGUUGUACGCUCCAGCAACUUACUUCAUCUAAAUUGCUUUGGUACAUAUCCAGCUGUAUGAAAGGACACUGUGAAAAUGUAAAUUUGUUGUAAGUUGCUCUGGAUACAGUAAGUGUGUAAUAGGCUGCAUGUCAACCAUGAAAAGGAUACUCAGCUGUGAACUACAUAUUGCCGUUAAUUUGUGUGAAUUGAACAGGGGUGCAUGCAGAUACAUAGCCCCAUUAUGAUCAUAAUGGGAAAAAAAGAUGCUUAAUCAUAAGAAUGCAUGUUAAAGAUAGCAUACCAGGGGCCUCAUUUGAUGGCAUCUAUUUAAGACAUGAUUAUGAUCAUAAAUGUUGUAUGUGAAGUUUAUACUAGGAGGUAGCCUAUGUUCAUUUCCUGCUGGUUAUCUGCUGCAAGUUUGAGGGCUAGGUGUUAAUCCCCAAAGUGGGCUGUGUUUGCACUUUAAGAAUACCAUUUAAUAAUAAACAAUUUCAGGCAUGAAAAGUGUGAGAAAUGUUGAAAUGCGGCCUUAUUUAGCAAAACAGGGCUGUUAUUGGCUAACUUUGCAAGCAGGAGUAACGGUGAAGCACGCUCACGUCAGUUCUGUAUCACGUAGGAUUUAUAUAUUGCAGGUACGUAAGACGCAGAGGCACCGCUUUAAACCAACGUAAGCGACUUUUCUCGGUCACAGUUAUUUUAAUGAGUGAAGCGUAAUUUGGGAAAUAAUCUUGAGAUGACAUGAUCUUAGUUUUAAAUCCAAAAACAUUAUAAAUUAGGCCCUAGAUCUUCAUUAAGACCAUGUGGAUUAACGGUCUUUAAAUGAAAAAUCCACCUACUUUAAUAGACCAUCAACAUUUGUGCCCAACCAGACUGCAUGCAUUGUUGCUGGGAAUACCCCAUAUACAUUUCUAUUGAUAUCAUUGCAGUGGGAAACAAAUAUUCAUUCUUCAAUUGACAUUUUUUUUAAUGAUUAUAAAUAUAAUUUUAUUAUCAUGACGUUGAGUGUACAGUUUGUGUUUUAUUUAUAUUGAUUAUAUUAUAUUAUUUAUUUAUAUUUUAGUGCACAGUGGUAAUGCCUCCCCACUCUUCUCAGGUGUACAGUUACUAUAACUUACAGUUACUAUAUACUACCUGUUGUUCAGAGUGACUUAACUCAUUGGAUGAUGUCGUAGAGAUCCAGCCUGUGCUCUGCAGUGUCUUUUUGAAAAUGUUUUCUUGUUGAAAAGCUGCUAUCGCCCCCCCCCCCCCCCCAAAAGAAAACAUCCUGAUGACCCGGUUCUCUAUCCAGACUUUGCUUUUUUGUUACAAUAAUAAACAAAUUCAGUUUAGCAUAAAACAUAGCCUUUUCCUGGCAUGUAGUGUACUAUUCACUGACUGUCCUAAUGGAAUUUAAAUUCUCUUGUCAAGAUGUUCUAUAAAAAACACUGAAACAAACUUUUUAGUGAACGAAUCAUGUCUGGAAUAUUUAUUUAUGCAUUUGUUUAUUUGCUGUCUGUAUGGGUGAGCUGAGUUUAUGGAAGCAGACAGUAUUCAGCGCUUGUGACUUGUGCUUCCAGUCAGUUAAGUGUAUUAAAGCAGACAGCCAUGCCCGAGGCUCUCUGCGGCUAAGGUGUCUGCUUUCCAGCGCGUUUCACAGAUCUGGAACAGUUUCACGGAACCGACGCACACUGUACAUCUAACGCAUAUCUCAAAGUGUGUGUGUUGCGAAGCACUUGAAAAGAGCCAUCCUGUUGAGUUCUACCCAGUACCUGUACCGCUUCUGUUGUCACUGUUGGUGUUAUUGCCCCCCCCCCC